UCCUUGCAGGGCCUCUGAGGCUCCCUUUGCUUCUUCCUCCCUCGCAGGAACCUGCAGCUUCUCAGCUCCUCAGGAAGGACCAAAGCGACUGAACCUGCAAACCUAGCAAGGAUGGAAGGAGGAAGAUGGACAGUUGACCUGGUCAGACUGUCUCCUUCAUCCCUCCCAAGAACCUCUGGGCAUUUUCUCCCAGGGCCAUCAGAGACAUCUGCAUGUGAUGGAAACAAUAGGCAGAAUUCCAAGAAGUCACCUGGAAUUUCAUUGAAGGAACCAUUUAAAUGCAUGGAGUGUGGAAAGUGCUUCAUCCAGAACACAGAGUUUACUUCUCAUAAGCAAACUCACAAAGAGGAGAAACCCUUUAAAUGUAUGAAAUGUGGAAAGUCGUUUAGCCGGAAAGAUCACCUUACAACACACCAGCAAACUCACACAGGGGAGAAACCAUUUAAAUGUAUGAAAUGUGGAAAGUCGUUUAGCCGGAAAGAUCACCUUACAACACACCAGCGAACGCACACAGGGGAGAAGCCAUUUCAAUGUAUGGAGUGUGGAAAGACAUUUGCUAAUUCUGGAAGCCAUAGAACACAUCAACAGAUUCACACAGGGGAGAAACCUUUUAAAUGUUUGGAGUGCGGAAAGAGCUUCAGUCAAAGUGGGAACCUUACAAAACACCAACUCACUCACACAGGGGAGAAACCUUUUGAAUGUUUGGAGUGCAGAAAGUGCUUCAUUGAUCGUGCAUCACUUAGUUCACAUCAAAGAAUUCACACAGGGGAGAAGCCAUUCAAAUGUAUGGAGUGCGGAAAAUGUUUCAGGUGGAAUCAGAACCUUACUUCACACCAGCAAACUCACACAGGGGAGAAGCUAUUUGAAUGUAUGGAGUGUGGAAAGUUUUUCAGGUGGAAUCAUGAACUUACUUCACACCAGCGAACUCACACAGGGGAGAAACCAUAUGAAUGUUUUGAGUGUGGAAAGUGUUUCAGGUGGAAUCAUCACCUUACUACACACCAGCGAACUCACACAGGGGAGAAACCAUAUGAAUGUAUGGAGUGUGGAAAGUUUUUCCGGGCGAAUAAUCACCUUACUACACACCAGCGAACUCACACAGGGGUGAAGCCAUUUAAAUGUACGGAGUGUGGGAAGACUUUCAGCGAUCGUGGAAGCCAUGUAAAACAUUUACGAAUUCACACAGGGGUGAAACCAUUUAAAUGUAUGGAGUGUGGAAAGACAUUUACUGAAUCUGGAAGCUAUAGAACACAUCUCCGAAUUCACACAGGAGAAAAGCCAUUUAAAUGUAUGGAGUGCGGAAACUGCUUCACUGAAAGUGACAAACUUAAAAGGCAUCUACGAAUUCACACAGGGGAGAAACCCUUUAAAUGCACGGAGUGUGGAAAGAGCUUCACUCGGAAGACAACCCUUACUUUACAUCAGACAACUCACACAGGACAGAAACCAUUUAACUGUCUGGAGUGUGGGAAGAGCUUCGGUGAAAGAAGAACGCUUAGAAAACAUCAACAAACUCACACAGGAUCAAAAAGCAUUUAAAUGUGUGCAGUGUGGAAAGUGGUACAGCUAGUAACCACACCUUCACAUCAAAUCCACACCAGGAAGAAACCAUUUAAAUGCACGCAUUGUGGAAAGAGCUUCAGUGAAAGUGGAAUGUUCAUAUUCAUAAGCAAAUUAGCAUAGGAGAAACAUUUUAAAUACAUGGAGUUUGGAAGAAUUUUUACUCAAAAAAUAAAUUUUACCUAAACAUAUAUGUCAGAUUUUAAGUGAGCAAGAAGCUUACCAAUAGGUCAGGGAAGUGCCGUUUUCCUAGAACUCACCAUGAACACCUCCCUUGUUCUCUUAGAAUGGCAAUGGCACCCACCUGAAAGCUGCUGGAACUGAAUUCUGGCUGGAAAAGAGCCCUGGGUCAGGUCAAAAUAUGUGCUGAUUUCACAUCCCAAAAUAAUCAGACCGGUUGCUACAUGGGAGCCCCACUCCUCCUUAAAAGAAGAUGUUUUAUACUUCCCAGUCCUUUUGGCCGUAGCUCCCUAAAGAUUCCCAGGACAGGAGGUUUGGGCAAGUCGGCAGAUUCCAGCCCCUGCCAGAAGGCAUACACAACCCCUUUCUUAUCUUGUGCAGCAUUGAGUUCCAUAGAUGAAUGACACAAAUAUUCAUCGUUUCCAAAGUUCACGGUCUCAUUUUCCUGUUUUCCAUUUGUCCCAGGAAAUGCCCUCGGGGAAAAUAACAUUUGUAAUCUGUGUGGGAAACUUAGAAACUUGAUCUUGUCAAACACCAGAGAGUCCAUCAUGCACACAAACCGCACAAAUGCCUGCGGUGUGAGAAACAGUUUGUUCUACGGU
This is a messenger RNA of Lacerta agilis (Sand lizard), 2342 nucleotides long. RefSeq names its product zinc finger protein OZF-like. Gene Ontology annotation, biological process: regulation of transcription by RNA polymerase II. Gene Ontology annotation, molecular function: RNA polymerase II cis-regulatory region sequence-specific DNA binding; DNA-binding transcription factor activity. Bases 112 to 1539 code for a protein of 475 amino acids. The transcript is spliced from 2 exons. NCBI's taxonomy places the organism in Eukaryota, Metazoa, Chordata, Lepidosauria, Squamata, Lacertidae. The record is from RefSeq and is a predicted model, not a curated record.